AUGAGCGACUCCGUUCAACCACCCCCGAGCCCGCCCACCUCCGCACUCGACCGCCACCAUGACUCGCUCACCGAUAGCACCGCUGUGACGCCGGAGACCCCAAAGACAGAAUCGAAUACGCCUCCAUUCGAUGUCAAGGCCCUCACGGAUCGCACCUUGCACUUCUUGGCGACUGCAAGCAAUGAGACGCUCGGCGCCUGUCUUGCCGGCCUAGGCGCAGGCACAUAUCUUAUACUUGGCCGCGUUGGGCUGGUCCUCAUAGGCGUUGUAGGCGGCGUAGUCCUCCACGCGACGUGGGAAGGGCACCAUGGCAACAACAAAGAGACACAGGGGAAGAACGCCGACGCGAGGAAGCGAGAAUUGGCCGUCGACAUAGCGCAGCGUGUUCUUGACUGGCGGACCGACAAGACGCAAGAAAAGGGCCAUGCUAGAGACGACAGCUCCGACUUCAAUGUGCAGCUGUACUCGGGCAAGACGCUCGACUACUCAGACUUCAAGCCAGAGACCGCCGCUGCGCUGACGGAGUUGACGGAUGCAGUCAUUCGUGACUAUGUCAAGUGGUGGUACUCACCCCUACUGCCCACCGAAGACACAUUCCCGAACUCGUGCCGCCAGACCUUGACGGCUUUCGUGCUUUCCAUAUCUGCACACCUCUCCCGAAAGCGACCAGCCGACAACUUCCUUGACUUUGUGACGCGCUCAUCAUCCUUCAUGAUCAUACUCCUGCAAGAGAUCGCCGUUGCAAUCCAAGCGUCACCCGGCGAUGUGCCAACCGAAGCGGUCGAUAUAUAUCUCAAGAUGAAGCGAGAUAGUACUCUAGCCAACAUACUGGACCCAGACUACCAAAUGAAGCAGUUCAGUGUAGCGGCUGAAGACAUCCUACAAAACUAUUUAGAACCGAAGACGUACAACUGCAUGCCGGCACGAAUAUUCCUACAUCAGAUACUCGCGAAGCUUAUACUCGAGAUGAUCGUCGUGAGCUGUUCCAAGCCCGAGUGGAUCAAUGGGUGGAUCGUAUAUCUUUUGGAGGAUGGCGAGCCAGAGCUUCUGAAUGCUAUUGACGCAGGCGUCGAGGGUUCUUCAGGGCAGCUACAAAACGUAAAGAAGACUGUAGAAAAAGAAUCCGACGAUGCAGAAACAACAACCACGGCUGAGAAAAGGGAACACAAGCGCGUCAUGAGCAAAGCUCAGGAAGCCAUGGACGAUGCUAUGCGAGAGGCACAGCUCUUGAGCCAGAUGAUUGCUGAAGAAGACGCAAAGCGGCUAAAGGAGCAGCAACAACAAAGCGCAUCCACGUCAACUCUGAACGACGACCAGUCCGAGAGUACCACUCAAGGGAUAGUCACCCCGUCCUCGUCAGAGAGCGACGCGCAUGGCGAUGCCGAGCAUACGGACUUAAGCAUCUCAGGACUUUCCGGCCGGUCGUUCUCAGAAGCCACACCAGCAUCUCCACCAAAGAGUUCCGAGGAACCACCGACCCAGGAAGUGAAGAAAGCAUUCACAAGCUUCGACCAGCUUGUACUACCUCAGCCGCCUACUGCGCUAAUGGACAACCCGCCUCCUGCACCGCCACCACUGACACUGCACAACAGCACAAUGUCGAUCUUUGAUGAUAGUAUGCCUGGGGAGAAGGGUACGAUCAAGGCCAAGCCGACAGCAGAGUAUCUGAUACAGAUUGAACCGAAAUCGAACCAUCACACCGGGUGGAUGACAGCACGCAAGUACGCCGAGUUCGAAACUUUACACGAAGUCAUACGUCGGAUAGCAGCCAUCACUGGGACCGCCGGCUUUAACGAAUCACACGCUACACUGCCGCCAUGGAAAGGUCACACCAAGGCGUCUUUGCGUGGAGAACUGGAGCGGUAUCUCAACGAUGCUGUAAAGUACCAACCACUUGCUGAAAGUGAGGGUAUGAAGCGGUUCUUGGACAAAGAGUUGGGCUCUGGAAAGACUCCCGGUGGUGGCUUCCCAGGCAUCGGAUGGGCAGGCCAGACUUUCGAUACUGUUGGUAAAGGGAUGAUGGGUGUACUUUCCAAGGCGCCCAAGGAAGUUGCUGGUGGUGGCAAGGCCCUCUUCGGCGGUGUUACUGGAGUACUCGGCAGCGUAACCGCACCACUAGGAGGAAAGAAGAACCGCGAUUCGGUUAGCAACGUCGCUGACACGAAGGCAUCCGGAAGCCCUCUGAGCCGUACAUCGUCCAAUACGGCGCCAAUCCAGACACGACAAAGCAGAGCCGAGUCGACCGUUUCUGAACUUCCCACGCACAUUCGUUCCGAGAGCACCUUGUCGUUGGUAACCAAACGUACAUCCAUAGAUUCUGUACGCGAUCCUCAUUCACCUGUCAUCGAUCAGCAGCCAGGCCGUGAAGCACCCAUGGAACGUCGACCAUCCUAUAACCCUGACGGCGAUGGCAAACGUUCUGGGAGAUCUUCCAGGUAUGGCUCACGGAGCAAUAGUCGUGCGCCAAGCAUGCGCGAGAAAAUAGAAGAUCUCAGUCCCAUGAUGGGAGGUGAUCAACUCAUCAACUUGCCACCAAUGCCUAGCGAAAUAACCGACGACUACAGCACUAUGCGUAAUCAACCAGAGCCAGCGCACGCCCAAAAGCCUUCGCGGUCAUCAAUAGACUCCGCACCCUCACUACCUCGUCGACCCUCAGGUACAUCAUUAACCUCAUCUCCCGCUAAAUCACCAUCAAAGUCCCGUACAGCACCCACUCAUACGCCGCUGUCCGAGCCCGAAACCACAGUCCUCAUCGAACUCUUCUUCGCAGUCAUAAACGAACUCUACACCCUCUCCUCCGCCUGGACACUCCGCCGCACACUCCUCAACGCCGCAAAAUCCUUCCUCCUUCGUCCCGGAAACCCCCAACUCUCCUCAAUCACAUCGCUCCUGCAGACUACUGUUCUCGACGGUAACGCCUCCGACGCCGGAUUAGCAUACCACAUCAGAAAGAUCCGGGAGAACGGUCUGCCAACAGAAGAAGAGCUCAAGGCAUGGCCCGCGGAGAUGAGUGAAGAGGAGAAGGAGAAAUUGAGGGUUAAAGCAAGGAAGUUACUUGUGGAGAGGGGUAUGCCUCAGGCGCUGACGAGUGUCAUGGGCCAGGCUGCUAGCGGAGAGGCGUUAGGUAAGGUGUUCGAUUGUUUACAGGAACCUAGGGUUGCAAGAGGUGUCAUGUUUGGAUUAGUGUUACAAGGAUUGAGGGCUGUGACGCAGUAG
Molecule: messenger RNA, 3216 nt
Organism: Alternaria atra
Lineage: Eukaryota; Fungi; Ascomycota; Dothideomycetes; Pleosporales; Pleosporaceae
Exons: 3
Coding region: 1-3216 (1071 amino acids)
Cellular component (GO): intracellular membrane-bounded organelle
Molecular function (GO): phosphatidylinositol binding
Source: RefSeq, a predicted model, not a curated record